AUGUCGGGCUCUUUCUUUGGCUUCGACACUACAAUGCCCCCUUUAAAAUCAGACCAAUUAGCAGGGCUUGAUAGUAAUGGUGUGAGCACGCACCAUGACGAGACAGAGGAAGAAGAAUUGGAGAGAAAAAUUAAAGAUUUCGCUCUCGAAUCAGAGGAAGAAUUCGAGGACUUUGGUUAUGAGCAAAACUUUGAUCUGGGAACCAAAUUGGAAGAAUCAGGGGAUGAUAUGAACGAUGAGACCUUUGGAGUUGUUGUUGACGUUGGAAAAUACUUUGAUUUCACAGAAAGUAACACGAAAAUAGUGGAUACAAUACAAAAAGAGGAAGAAAUUUAUAUUGGACGAAAAGAAAAUUCAUCUCCAGAUAAUAAUGCUGAUGAGAAUAAUAAUCGAAGACCUUCUUACGCAGCUUUGUGGGGGAAUAAUUCAGACAUUAUAGUUAAUGGGAAAAAUAACCAUUCAAAUGAUAUCCCAAAUUUGUCAGAGUCUCCAAUAAGUCCAUCUAUAUGGGGUUCAUUCCAUUCAUCAUCAUCAAAUCGAAAAGAUUCCAUAACUCUUCCACAAGAAGUACCUAAUAUUUCAGGUACUUUUGAAAAUAAUCAGCAGUAUACGCCACCACCACCACUUAAUACUUCACCACCACCAGGUUUUGGUCCAUCACGUCAGCCAAAUCCACCACAUCCAUCAGCAUCACUUGAACAAAUUGAAGCACAAUUGCAUCGACAAGCCGGAAUAUCAGAAAAGAGAAUGCUAAGUCUAGCAGAAGUUGAAGCUGCUCUACUGGGUGGUGUUAACGGGAGACCACCACCACCUAUGUAUCCUUCAGCCGAAACUGUUUUUAGAGAACAAGAAAAUGGUGUUUUCUUAGAACAAGAAGCGGCUUUACUAAAACAGGAAGCUUUGAUGAUCCAAAGAGAGAGAAAACGACGAGAUAAACAACGAAAAUUGGCAGAAAUGUCAAAAUAUAAUGGUCUUAUGACACAAAAUGAUAAGGAAUUUAUCAAUCGCAUCCAAAUUUCUCAACUUGUUACAGACGAUCCUUACGCAGAUGAUUUUUAUUAUCAAGUAUAUACUGCAAUUCGAACUCGUCAGCCAAACCCUCAAAUAUUUUCGCCGCAAAUUGGUGGAGCAGGUUUUAUGGGACAAGAACGAGGUCGACACAGAAGUAGAGGAUCGGAAAGCGGAUCAUUGAAAAUGCAACAGCAAGUAUUAAGGAUUGUAAAUGAUGCUAGGAGGAAACCCAAAAUGACACAAUUGUCACUUGAGGGUGCUUUAGGAAAAAUAGCACUUAAUUCAGUUCGCAAUCCUAGGCAGUUAUUACAAGUUUCAUCAAAAAAUACUGAUUUGCAUCAUCACGCAGGACCAAAUAGCAAUGGAGGUUUUCAUCAUCAACAUCAGAAAAUUCCAUCUAUUUCGUCGCAUGGAGUCAUAGAUCAUCGUAAGGUUUUGCGUUCCAUUGAAAAUGUUUAUUCAGUAGUACUUUCUUUGGAAGAGUUAAGACGAAAUCAACCUCCUCUACCAAGACCAUAUUUUGAUCAUGAAAGGGAGGCUUUUGACAAAUGGAAUGAAGAAUACUCAGAAUAUGCAAAGACAAUGUGGGAAGAACUUCGAGUAACGGAGAUGAUUGGUGUUAGUUACCCACAUCCAUUCAUUAGCAUAUUAUCUGUUGCUAAAGGAAAGAAAGUUAUUCCUCGCGUUCUAAGGCAUUGCCUUCCUGAACAAACACUUACACUAAUUACAAUGCUUGUUGCGAAUUUUGAAUCACUGGACGUAUGUAAAGGAGCUGUUUGGGGAACACAAGAAAAUGUUGGCUCAAGGAUGUUGGAGGAAGUUGAAUUGUUUAUGAAUACAGUUGUCCCACCUUUAUUACAAUUUGUGGCGGAAGCACCAUUAAGGAUCGUCCUUGGAUUGUUUGGGUUAUUCAUUGAAAGAAAUAAUAUUGUUUGGGUGGCAAGAAGUAAGGUUGGUCUUGCAUUUUUAACAAUGUUUCUAAGUCGUGCUGAAAUUUUAAAGCAAGGUGGUGGCACUAUUCAGGAACUAUAUAAUCGUUUAUUUAGCAUUUUACAAAAUCAUUUUUUAUCACUAUUUCCGCCAUUUCUUAACGGGAUUGACGAUAUGUACGUAUGGCAAUUUCUCGCAGCGAUGGCAGUUGGCGCUUCUACAGAACAACAACAUAUAUUAGUUACCGAAGUCAGGGAAAGAGUACUUGAAACUGUAUUACAAGCUUCAAGGUUAUCAGCAGAUAAAAAAUCUCAUAAAAUAGCAAACGUAAAUUUAUUCUUAAAUGCACUGGGACUCGAUGCAUCACAACUUAAAAUUUAA
This is a messenger RNA of Diversispora eburnea, 2322 nucleotides long. NCBI's taxonomy places the organism in Eukaryota, Fungi, Glomeromycota, Glomeromycetes, Diversisporales, Diversisporaceae. The record is from the annotation of a GenBank genome assembly.